This is a messenger RNA of Ordospora pajunii, 2625 nucleotides long. RefSeq lists its product as uncharacterized. Lineage: Eukaryota; Fungi; Microsporidia; Ordosporidae. The record is from RefSeq and is a predicted model, not a curated record. The transcript has a single exon. The coding region runs from base 1 to 2625 and encodes 874 amino acids.
AUGGCCAUAGACAGAUGCUCAAAGGAUGUUUUUGGCUUGGCAUUGAGUUUUAAUCGGCUGGGACUGGCAAAUGUUGACUGCAUAUCGUCGCUGCGUGUUGAGUACAACCAGGAGAUCUCUUUUGCAGCAAGUGACGGAUGCGUGGUUAGAUCUGGACAUGUGUGGCGUUAUAAAGAGUAUAAUAUAUUUGUAAAGCUAAAGCUUUGUCUUGUUCAGAUGUGUCUCAAGCCAUAUGCGAAUGAAGCUGCACACUAUGUAUUGUCAAUUGAUGCGGGCUCAGAUCGAGACAACCUGCUUGCGAUAUUUUCAAUUAUACACAAAUUAGUUGCUAAGCACGGGAUUUGCAACAGAGACAUUGUUCAUCGAUGUAGAAACUAUUUUUCAUUGAGCUACCUGAAACCUAUAAUAGUAAAGAUACUUAGAGAAUGCUCUAGGAGCCGACUGGAGUAUAUUAUUGAGGAAUUUGGUGCAGAGAGGCUGUUGGAUAUGUGCAUUCUUGACUCAGCAAGUCUUGACACAAACAGUUCGGAGUCGUGGGCGAUGGCAAAAAGACUGUUUUCGUAUAUAAAUGAGGAGUCAUUUAAGAAAGCCAAAAAGAUACUACGAGAGAUAGACACGACUUUUUUUUUAUGCUUUCCAGAAGAGUUUAGCGAAGCUGGAUAUAGGCAUCUCAGAGAGCUAUUUGCAGGAGUAGACGAAAAAAGAGCCAACAUGAUUCUGGAAAAGAUACCGCGCAAAUCACCCGUUAGGUUAUUUCUGCCUGUGCAGGUACAUGAUGCUAAAGGGUUCUUUGUGCACAAGGAGCUAGAGGUCAGGAUUGAGUCACUUAGGCAUGUUUAUAGUGUUGAGUCAAUGAGAAUGUUUUUGAAAGUCAACCAAUUCAUUGAGAAUAGAAAUGCAAUAAGACUGGCAUCAAGAUACUUCGAAAUGUUUUUGAUGCGAGGAUGCAGAGAUAUUGAAGAUGUGCACAUGCUGUAUUCUGAGGUAAUACUUCCAAUGGUUCUGUCUUGCAAUGCAUCAAGGAGAGUUCUUGGGAUGCACCUGACCGGUGUAUUAGUAAAGAAAAAGUAUGUGAGAUUUCAUACGCUUAGUAACUUACUUUUUGAUCAAGACUACGAAGUAAGGAUGAUUUCUAGAAUGCACAGCAAGUGCAUGCUGAUUGAUAGAGACGAAAUUAUGAGAGCAAUAAGGAGCUAUCAAUACCACGAUGUUUAUGGAUGCGUGGAUUAUGUCCGAUGCAUUGAAAACAUAAAUGCCCGCGAUAAAAUAAUGGAUGAGAUGAAGGCAGUGCUUGAUGAAUAUAUGAUGGAUUUUGUGAAUCACAGCAAGCCUAUGCUGGACUACCCUGUGCAUGGAUUGAUAAAUUUGCUUUCUUAUGCAGCAAGAUAUGAUAUCAUAAAGAAUGUUGACUUGAUUUAUGAGCGUUGUUUCCAGAAGCUCAGCAAUGCUAUUGAUGAAAGCGAAUCGGAAGAUAUGGUGGCAUAUUGGAGGAAUAUGAAGGAAUGCAGCCAUUACUACUGCACUAUGGCGCUAAGAGGCGACAGGGCGCAUUCCAUGCAGAGAAUAAUUGGUACACUGCUGAACAUUAAUCACUUAGGCAUCCUCUUGCUUGCGGCAGACCAUCUGAAUGCCAUUUUUGCAGGAGUUCGGCUUCGUGAAUGCGAGAUCAUGGAGGUUGUUGAAACAGUGUUUGAUAGGAUCAAAAAAUGCAAGGUUGUUUUUAGAAAGAGCGGAGGAAUUGCAUUGGUACUUGAGUCCAUUACAAAGCACUAUCCUGAAGCUGCAGAGUGUGUCCUUAGGGCUGUAUUUGAGCAAAUGGAAUCUGAAAAUGAAAAUGUAAAGGUGCACUGCUUGAAUGUGAUUAGCAGAGUGGUUGGAAGUGCAUACAACAUCCUUCAAUCAACCUAUGGCAUGACCGAGCUAUUUAAGCUUGCUUUAAAUUGCAUUUGUUCGGAGGUAUGGCGCAUAAGAAGUAUAGGGAUAGAAAUAUUUGCAAGCCUGGUGAAGAAGGUGUUUGGAAGGUCAGGGCAUGUCGAUGACUGCUUUCUUGCACAUUCAGGACUUAGAAAACUGCUGCACGAAUAUAUUUCUCUGCAGGAUGCAAAGAAUGUACUGCUUGCUGCUGUUUUCCACAUAUAUGCAAGAAUCAAGGUUCUGAAUGCAAAUGAAAUUGAUUCAAUCAAAAGGUUCAAUAGUAAGAGUGGACUGCUUGGACUGCAAUCAAGAAUCAUUUCAGAGGGAAGAGAAUGUAAAAUCGCAAAAGCAGCGGAGUAUAGAAUGAAAUUCCCUGUGUGCUUGUCUUCUGGAGAAAUCAUAUCGCGAGUAUUGAUUCUGCUGGACUCUGAGCAUGAGGAAGAGUAUGAAAUGGCAGUUAGGUAUGCAAGAGACCGGUAUGGGUUGCGAAUGUGUUCGAGUGAGUAUCUCAAGCACUGCAUUGCCCAUGAAAUCGUUUCGAUUGGGCAUACUGAAAAUGCUGUGCAAAAGCUCAGAAAGUAUGGUGCUAACGUUGUGGUAUCAUCAAGCCGUUUCUUUAGCGAUUCUGCAUCAAAUGAGAAAUUUGAUCUAGACCAUACCUUAUCAUUACUCAGGCCAUCGAACCUUGAAUUUGAAUCAUGGGCAAACUAA